GACCUUAGCCGACUAUCUUCAUACUGAUUAAUGUUAGCCAUCUUUGGAUGGGAUUCCAAUAAACCUUUUUUCUUCGAAUCCAUUUUAUAAAUGAGACAAGGAGCUCUCUUGUUGCAUGUCAUUUCAAUUUUGCUAUUUUGAUCAAUAAGGCUGAGUCAAACAAAGACACGGCAUUAAAGCGCCGAGUUAUUUCAUCUCCACAAGGUAUCGUCCUAAUAUAUCGCAUGUCCUCUAUCCAGAACCUCAAAUCUUUUGAUCCCUUUGCUGAUGCCACUAAGGGUGACAACUUGCUCCCGUCAGGGACUGAAGAUAAAAUCCACAUAAGGAUACAGCAACGAAACGGACGCAAGACCCUGACCACUGUGCAAGGAAUCGCAACUGAUUACGACAAGAAGAAGCUUGUGAAAGCUUUCAAGAAGAAAUUUGCCUGCAAUGGUACUGUGAUUGAGCACCCAGAGUACGGUGAGGUUAUCCAGCUGCAGGGAGACCAAAGGAAAAACAUCUGCCAGUUCCUCCUGGAGAUCGGCAUUGUCAGGGAAGAGCAGUUGAAAGUUCACGGAUUUUGAAGGAAUGCUGUUACUUCAAGACCAGGACCUCAUCAGUUUUUAGUCUUUCUUCCAUUAAUAUGGGUUGAUACAGUUUAGCAACAUGCCUGAUGUAACACAAUAAAAACACCAUGUCCCAUUUUUCGAAGCGGAUAACUCCCGGCUCUUAUUCACUAAUUCUCCUUUUAAAUCCGACUCUAUUCAAGUUAUGAUGCCAAACUGACUUGACCCAGUUCCUCAUCAAGCAUGUUUUCUUUUUAACCAUUCAUUGACAAGCAAGCAAAACCAUAUCAGAAAAGUGAACUGCAUGUCUGAAAUUUAUAAAUAACAUGCACAUAACUUGAAUGAUAAAGUUAAGGAAAAGGCUUUGACUGGCCUGGAUAGCUUAUUAGUAUAUUUGACUGGAUUAACAAACCAAAUAAAAUGAUUUCAUUUCAGGUUAAUGCACGAUGUGAAAAUACGCUUAGUUUCUAUUUAAACAAUUUCUCUCAACGUAGAUUGGUUUUAACUUUCAUGUGCUUUAGUGUUUUAUUAAUGAUUAACAAUAUGUGUUCAUUAAUGUAUUGAUUGGAAGGAGGAUAACAAUCCCAAAGAAGUGGUUGUCCCCAUGCUGCCUGGCGACAUGGUGAUUGACAGUGUUUACAUUUGUCCUCUAUUUGUCACAUAGUUGGAAAAUGCUGAUAGAACAUUCACUCUCCUGUAGUUAUGCAAAAUCUACCUUCUAACCCAAGAAUUUAGUGUAUGCACUAAAGUGCACUUAGUCUUCACUGCCCAGGAAACCAUCUGUGUUGAUUGAUGUGACACCUAUCUAUGCAAUACCACUGGGUUUAUUUUAUAUCAGACUUUCUGUACACUCAGUACCUUGGGAUAGUGAUAUAGUGGUGUGUGUUAUUUUCUUGUUCAAAUUAGUUACACCCGACUGAGCACUGCAGAGCAGACUAGCGCUAGUGGCACUGGUAAACAAAUACUACAAAUGUAGCAAUAACUACAGGUUAAUCACAUCUGUUAUCGGUCUAGAACAAGUAUAGAAUGAUCUGUGACAUCAAAAAUUGUAUGACAUCAAUGCAGUUUUAUUUAUAGUUCAUGGAAAACUGUCCUGUAUCAUCUUUAAUUGCAUGAGAAACUGUAUAUAUUUCAUUAAUUUAUUAUCAGUGUUUAUCAACAAUUUUUAAUACUCUGAAUGAACCAUAAUGAAUAAAAUUAUAAAAUCAGAUGACAAA
This is a messenger RNA of Esox lucius (northern pike), 1765 nucleotides long. It is a transcript of the gene eif1b, whose product is annotated as eukaryotic translation initiation factor 1B. Gene Ontology annotation, molecular function: translation initiation factor activity; RNA binding; ribosomal small subunit binding. The record is from RefSeq and is a predicted model, not a curated record. Gene Ontology annotation, cellular component: eukaryotic 43S preinitiation complex. Bases 225 to 566 code for a protein of 113 amino acids. Gene Ontology annotation, biological process: translational initiation. NCBI's taxonomy places the organism in Eukaryota, Metazoa, Chordata, Actinopteri, Esociformes, Esocidae. The transcript has 4 exons.